This is a messenger RNA of Staurois parvus, 274 nucleotides long. Lineage: Eukaryota; Metazoa; Chordata; Amphibia; Anura; Ranidae. The record is from the annotation of a GenBank genome assembly.
GUGUGGCCCCAGAAGUGCCACCUGUCAGUGCUCAUCAGUGCCACGUGCCAGUGCCCAUCAGUGCCACCCAUCAGUGCCAGUCAGUGUCGCCUAUCAGUGCCAGUCAGUGUCGCCUAUCAGUGCCCAUCAGUGAUGCCUGUCAAUGCCCAUCAGUGCAACCUACCAGUGCCUCCUCAUCAGUGCCACCUAUCAGUGUCCAUCAGUGCCCAUCACUGCAGCCUUAUUAGCGCACAUCAGUGAAGGAGAAAAAUCACUUAUUUACAAAAUUGUAUAA